Messenger RNA from Amaranthus tricolor (Joseph's coat), 633 nucleotides. RefSeq lists its product as uncharacterized. The coding region runs from base 1 to 633 and encodes 210 amino acids. The transcript has 2 exons. NCBI's taxonomy places the organism in Eukaryota, Viridiplantae, Streptophyta, Magnoliopsida, Caryophyllales, Amaranthaceae. The record is from RefSeq and is a predicted model, not a curated record.
AUGGCUGAUCUCAAAAAGAGAGAAUUCAAUGCCUUGGAAUUAACAGGAAACAAUUUUGUACAAUGGGCUUCAGAUGUCAAAUUAUAUCUAAAAGGAAAAAGUUUAUUAUACACAAUAAUUGAACUUAAUCCUGCCGACAAAGGAAAAGAUAUUGAAAGAGAUCCCAUAAAAAUUAAGGAAGAUAAGGCAAAAGUUGCAUCAAUUUUGAAACAUCAUUUUACCGAUAGUAUCAAAUACGAAUACACCAAUUAUGAGGACCCAAAAUUACUUUGGGAAGAGCUAAAUGAAAGAUUUGGCCAUAAUAAAAGUGUACUUCUCCCAAAGGCCAUCGAUGAAUGGCGAGAAUUAAGAUUUCAAGAUUUCAAUUCAAUUAGUGAUUAUAAUUCAGCCCUUCAUCUGACAAAAUCAACAUUAAUCUAUUGUGGACAACUAAUAAUAGAUGAAGAAAUGAUAGAAAAAACAUUAUCAACUUUUCACGUAAAUAGCAUUUUGAGACCUGUAGGGUCUAUGCCCUUUAAUGAGAUAAAUAUGAUUGAAAGGAAUAUAAGCCAUCGACGUCGUGGGAACUAUUUCAUAAGAGGCAGAGGUCGUGGAAAAUAUCACGAAAAGAGUGGCAUGAAUACUUUUGAAUAA